Molecule: messenger RNA, 1680 nt
Organism: Otolemur garnettii (small-eared galago)
Lineage: Eukaryota; Metazoa; Chordata; Mammalia; Primates; Galagidae
Gene: TCAIM
Product: T cell activation inhibitor, mitochondrial
Exons: 11
Coding region: 1-1596 (531 amino acids)
Cellular component (GO): mitochondrion
Source: RefSeq, a predicted model, not a curated record
AUGGAGGAAGCCAUCAAAGUAGAGAAGAUAUUUUCACACUGGUUUGUCUAUUCAAGAACUUUAUCAGGAGCUGAAGCAGUCAAUGCAUUGAGGCCUUUCUAUUUUGCAGUACAUCCAGAUUUCUUUGGACAACACCCCAGAGAAAGGGAAAUCAAUGAAAAUUCUCUCAAGAGAUUAAGUGUCUACUUAGAAAACCUCCAGAAGCCAGGCUUCAAGUCUUUGAAACCAACUCAGCUUACAUUUUAUGUAAGAGGGACAGACCAGAAUUCCUCUGAUGGCCAUGAACCCUUUAGUACUUCUGGAUUUCGAGCAGUCAAAUUUACUUUGCACACCAGAGAUCUGCUAAGCACAGUAUUAUAUAUUCUCAACUCCUGCAGUUUAUCUAUUGAACAUAUCCAAAGCUUGAAUACUAAUGUGCAUUCCCAGCCACUCAAAGAAGCUAAAAGGAUGUCUGACAGGCCCAUUAAAUGGGAUAAGUCUUACUACUCUUUUACUGGAUUCAAGGACCCUGAAGAAGACCUUGAACAAGUCUCAAGAAUGGAAACAACCCUAACAUCCUGGUUAGAUAACAAUGGGAAAAGUGCUGUUAAAAAGUUGAAAAAUAGUUUGCCACUUAGGAAAGAACUUGAUCGUCUAAAAGAUGAAUUGUCUCAUCAGUUGCAACUCUCAGAUAUCAGGUGGCAGAGGAGCUGGGGCAUCGCCCAUCGCUGUAGCCAGCUACAUAGUUUAGGCCGAUUAGCACAACAGAACUUGGAAACACUUAAAAAAGCAAAAGGAUGCACAAUCCUAUUCACAGACCGUUCUGGUGUGAGCGCAGUGGGCCAUGUGAUGCUAGGCACAAUGGAUGUCCAUCACCACUGGACAAAGCUUUUUGAAAGAUUGCCAAGUUAUUUUGACCUUCAGAGGAAGCUGAUGCUGCUGGAAGACCAAAUAAGCUACCUUUUAGGUGGCAUACAAGUUGUUUAUAUCGAUGAAUUACAGCCAGUAUUGACCCUUGAAGAAUAUUACUCUCUUCUUGAUGUGUUCUAUAAUAGGAUAUUGAAAAAUAGAAUACCUUUUCACCCUCAAAGUCUGCGUGGUUUACAAAUGAUCCUUAACAGUGACAGAUAUGCUCCAAGCUUGCAUGAACUGGGGCAUUUUAACAUCCCAGUACUCUGUGAUCCAGCCAAUCUCCAAUGGUUUAUUCUUACCAAAGCGCAGCAGGCAAGAGAGAACAUGAAAAGGAAAGAAGAGUUAAAGAUUAUGGAGAAUGAAUUGAUACAGGCUUCAACAAAGAAAUUUUCCCUGGAAAAGUUAUAUAAGGAGCCCAGCAUUUCUAGUAUACAAAUGGUGGAUUGCUGUAAGAGACUUCUGGAAGAAUCACUGCCUUAUCUACAUGGGAUGCACCUGUGCGUUUCACAUUUUUACUCUGUUAUGCAAGACGGAGACCUUUGUAUUCCUUGGAAUUGGAAGAAUGGAGAAGCCAUUAAUGUAACAAAUGUUGCCUAUAAAGAUUUUCCAGAGCCAAAUAAUGGGAGUAAAAAAUUCCUCAAAUGUUAUAUAAGCAAAUAUAUUGGAAAAUCAGAUUUGGAUUAUGCCAUUUCUAAAAUCAACUAAUAUAGAAUCCUCAGUAAUAUGUUUUGAAUUGAAUUUUGUCUAAGAACUAAUUGUUACUUAAAAUAAAUAACACCUACAUCAACC